GGUACGUACUAUAAAUUAGCCAUACUGCUAUGUAUCUUAAAUUUCGUGAAAUUAAAGAUGGAUACAUUAUAUAUAUUUCCAAAUUGCCAAUACAAUUAAAACGUUUGUCACCAAGGUCAUUCUCAAAGGUAGCACAUUUUAACCCAACAAAUUUUACGCCAAAAAAAAAAAAAAAGCGUAAAUGAAAGUACAAUACUUUUAAACUAUAUAGCGUAAAAAACUGAAAUUUUGAACAUAAGCCAUAAAUAAAGAUAAAAAAUAAAAAAGUGCAUGUGAUUUUUAUUACAAGUUUUUUUUAGACCUGCGUUAAAAAACAACAAUGUACAGAUGUGCACAGUGUAUUUGGACGUUUACAAUUAAUCUCGGUCAGUCGGAAUUUCAUUUCCCAUGUAUGUGUAUUGAGAUCGUCGCGGAGAACAUACUGUCAUGUUAACACAACUGCUUUCUUCCUAGACCACCAUUCAGCGAGUGUACAUAUAACUUUGCAGGUUGAGAAACGAUGAUGAUGACAAGAGAUGGACAAUAAUUCAUGCAGAGAAUACAGAAUUAUCACAGACUGCACUUUUACACACUUCUGAAGAUCGCGGCGAUUUUCCCCAAAGUGGAGAAGCCGUGUGGCGGCCUACUUUUGGGACUUCAGAAGCCUAUCCCGUAACAUUCUACAUUUACACAGACCAAUGACUAAACUUUAUCUCUCCACCAUAUUUAGUAUCUAUACUGCCGAAUUCUUUAGUAGCAACUCCUUGAUAUCAUGGAUGAACAGUGUGAGGACUCCUCUAAUAAACGCUCACGUUGUGUUACAGAAAGUAGUACAUCCAGUAGUAGCAGUUAUGAGAGUAGUAUUGAAUCUAGUAUGCCCUCUGCCCCUGAUGGAGGCUGGGGCUGGGUGGUUGUGUUUGCUUCCUUCUUGUGUCAUCUUUUGGCAGAUGGAUUUGCCUUUUCAUUUGGAGUCCUUUAUAAAGACUUUCUUUUGUAUUUUGGAGAAAGCAAAAGUAAAACAUCUUGGAUUGGUUCCCUGUUCUUUGGUGUACCCAUGAUGUUUGGUCCAUUUGCAAGUUUCCUGACCAGUCGGUAUGGAUGUAGGAAGGUGACCAUAGUAGGAGGGUUAAUUACAGCCGCCGGUUUUAUCAUCAGCUCCUUCAUGGAAUCUGUGGAGAUGCUGUGCCUGACCUUUGGAUGUGUCGCUGGAUUUGGGCUGUCACUGAUCUACAUCCCAGCCAUUGUUGUUGUAGCUUUCUACUUUGAGAGGAAGCGUGCAUUUGCUACAGGAUUAGCAGUUUGUGGAUCUGGGAUUGGAACCUUUGCAAUUGCUCCAUUGACAGAGUAUAUACUGGAGUGGUACACAUGGAAGGGAGGGAUGCUGAUCUGGGCAGGCUUAGCACUCAACCUGGUCAUUUGUGGCGCUCUCUUUAGACCUCUUAAGUUCACACAGGAAGAAAAGUUCCAGAGGGCAUUGGAUACGUUUGAUAGGCUGUCAAGAGCAAAGUCGAAUUCUAGAUUCAGUCUUCAGGAUGAUGCUAGACAUGAGAAUGGAACUUCCAACUGUCAUGGUUCUGUGGAAAAACUUCAGCAUCUCCUGCAGCAACCGAUCAGCCAUUCAGUUAUGCAGUUACCAACCUACUUGAAAGACAACACAGGACAUUUUGAUGCAAUCAAGAUUCUGAAUGAGCUUCGUAACAAUAAUACCUCUAUAAAGCAGCUUCUGAGUGAAUUCAUGAGUAGCCAGAGCAUCGCUGAAUGUUUUGAUCCAGAUAAUAGCUUUGUGUUCUCCAGUGAGGACACUGACCAAGCUAUAAGCAAUCAUCCGAUGCAAAAUCUAAAUCCAUCCAAGAAAGAAGUCAUUUGGAGACGACAGCGUACUGCACAUUUAAGAAAGAAGGCGAAAUGCAUUGCAGCCUUGUAUGAACCAAUGAGGAGAAAGGAUAUUUUUUACAGAGGAAAUCUGUUAAAACGCGUUCCAGUAAGUUUUCGAGCUACGAGUUGUCCAGAUCUUCAUCUCAAUGUUUUCCCGUCUGAUUUGUCGGAGGACAAUCGAUACAGUUUAAGUCGUGUUUUCAGAAACAUACAGAAGAUGUUCAAAGAGAUGGUGGACAUGUCUGUGGUGAGAAACAGCCUGUUUCUUCUGUUCACUUUCUCAAACUUUGUCCUGUAUUUUUGGUAUGAUGUACCCUAUGUAUUUCUGGUGGAUAAGGCAAUAGAAGAUGGGAUUGGUGAGAAACCAGCCUCCAUGCUCAUGUCUAUCUCUGGCAUUGUGAAUACUGUGGGUCAGGUCGUCUAUGGCUUCCUGGGGGACAGACCUGGAAUUAACGCAUACAUCCUGUAUGCUGUUUCAAUCGUGCUAUGUGGAGUUUCCAUCACUGUGAUACCUUUCUUUACCACGUAUAUCCCUCUUGCGAUAAUAUCUGCUUGCUUUGGCCUAUUUGUCAGUGCUAACUACUCCCUGUGUACAAUUUUAUUGGUUGACUUUGUUGGAAUGAAUAGGCUGACAAAUGCCUAUGGCCUUUUGAUGAUGAAUUUGGGAAUUGCCAAUCUCAUAGGCCCUCCUGUUGCUGGGUUGUUCUACGACAUAUAUGGAAUGUAUGACUACAGUUUUUAUUCAGCUGGCCUGAAUAUUGUAUUCUCUGGAGGUUUAAUCUUUUUGUGUCCAUUGAUUCUAAGAUGUCGUCAGAAAUCACAAGAGGACAGCUGUCAAAGCUCUCUGUGUACAACAGACACACCUGUAGGAGACAUCAGACAGCCAACAGCAGAGAGAUUGGUUGUUAUAGAGAGGGAAACAGUGGUGUAACACUUUGUUCUGUGUAUAUUGCGGUUUGUGAUAUGUAUUUUGAGCAAGCAUGUACAGAUUUAUUGCUGUAUAUAUCCUUUGUUGUUGCACUGAUUGCAAAAGGUUAUGACCAGAUUGUGCUCAGACUAUAAAUUUUUCAGUUAUAUGGAAGUAGAUUUAGAAGUGAAGUACAGGAGGCAAAGUAGCUGAAGUAUGUUGUUUUCCACAAAUGCAAGCUUGACAUUUAAACCUGGUUUAAAUGCCUAUUUGUGGAUCAUUGGAAUCGUUGGAUUGGAAUGUGAAGGCAGAUAUACAUCAUAUUUUGGGUCCAUGAACUAUGUUGUGGAUAGGUUUUAAAUUUUGACAUACAGUAAAUUUUUGUUCAUGACUAGUAUGCUCAUUUUGCCAUAUUCUGUGUUAGCAGUUUGUAUUAACUCUCAUGUUUCUUUUUUCAAUUACAUUGAUGGGUUGAAGAUGGGUUAAUUAGGUGUUACAGCUGUUGUACAAUGUUUUUACCGUAUAUGCCUAGAGGUACAUGUAUAUGCUGGGUUCAGAAGAGAAUUAUUAUUUUUUUGUAUCACAAUGGUUGGAGCACAUGUUUUUUUUUGUUUUUUGUAAAGAAUUUGUUAGUCUUUCAGAAAUGCUUAUUGUUUAGGUAUUAUUUUUACUGCAGACUUUUGUAACUUUCUGUUUUCGCAUUCUUUUUAUGUUUAUUUUUUGUAAAGAAUUUGUAGAGGUCUUUCAGAAAUGCUUACUAAAUGUAGUAUUUAGGUAUUAUUUUUACUGAAAAGUUCGCAUUUGUGACUUUUGGAUUUUGAAUUCUUGUUAUGUCUGGAUAUAGUCAUUGUAAUAGGGUCACUUUACAUAGGUGAACCUCAAACAGUAACAUUUCCUGUCAUUUCUUUGUUUUUGUUGAGAUUAAGCUUCUUCAUGAACUGUUAGAUAUUAAGAAAUACCUUCAAUUAACUUUUAAUUAAUGCUUAUUUGUUCUGGCAAUCAUUUUUAGCUCGCCUGUAAGUUCAGGCGUCCAUUAAGUGAGAAAUCAAUUUGAAACAAAAUGUCAGGGGUGCUAUCUUAAGUACUACUUUCAUUGAGCUGGUUAUGCACUCACGUGAAGCACAGUAAAAUGAUGGGCAUGUUUCAUCAUUGAUUCACUGUGCAUAUUAAAUACUGUAAAUCGCAAAAUUCAUGACUUAGUCUAUUGUAUAUUAUGUUCAGUGUUUAGUGAAAAAAUAUCAAUAGUGGUGUCUUAAAAAGUACUUUGUGGUGAGCACAGGUUUUGCACACAUAUGGAGUAGAGGGGCAUGCUCCAUCGCUAUGUUUUGUUUGCGUAUUAUUUACCAUAAAUGAUCAAAUUCAUGACAUUAGUACUUUAUGUGUUGAGCUACAGUUUUGCAUUAUGUGCAAGCUUCUUGGUAGCCUAGUUAUGAUAUGAAUUCUUGAAAAUCACAGUGAGCAUUUUGUUAAAAGUUACGAUUUAAGAAUUAACAAAGCUGACAUAAUAUUUAUAGGCCUAGUUAUAUUAGAAAUGUUUAUUUGGAGUGGGUGAUUUUAUACAGGUGUCCUAUAUUACUGAAUGACCAUUGCUAUACAAAGUCCUAAGGCUUUAUUUUUGCAGCAUAAAGAGGACACCUGUAGAAGAUUUCCUCUGAUAUGCCUGUAGACCCAAACUUCCUGAUGUAUUUAAAGAAUCAGUCUUGACAUUCCAGUCAUGUAAAUGCGACAAAAAAGUGUUUUACCUGGUUGUAAAUAUCUUAAUUUGUGCUGUAACUGUUUGUACUCACUGACUUGAAAUCAAAAACUUUGUUUCUGGGAUGAUUGACUGACCGGUUGAAUAAACUUUCUUUUA
Messenger RNA from Liolophura sinensis, 4613 nucleotides. RefSeq names its product monocarboxylate transporter 9-like. NCBI's taxonomy places the organism in Eukaryota, Metazoa, Mollusca, Polyplacophora, Chitonida, Chitonidae. The transcript is spliced from 3 exons. Bases 752 to 2785 code for a protein of 677 amino acids. Gene Ontology annotation, biological process: transmembrane transport; monocarboxylic acid transport. The record is from RefSeq and is a predicted model, not a curated record. Gene Ontology annotation, molecular function: monocarboxylic acid transmembrane transporter activity.